Limulus polyphemus (Atlantic horseshoe crab) is the source of this 14889-nucleotide messenger RNA. Its product is annotated as zinc finger homeobox protein 3-like. Lineage: Eukaryota; Metazoa; Arthropoda; Merostomata; Xiphosura; Limulidae. Gene Ontology annotation, molecular function: RNA polymerase II cis-regulatory region sequence-specific DNA binding; zinc ion binding; DNA-binding transcription factor activity, RNA polymerase II-specific. Bases 205 to 10833 code for a protein of 3542 amino acids. Gene Ontology annotation, biological process: regulation of transcription by RNA polymerase II. The transcript has 4 exons. The record is from RefSeq and is a predicted model, not a curated record. Gene Ontology annotation, cellular component: nucleus.
AUGGUGCGGCAACUAUUACCGAACUAGCAAAGAUACGUGGAAAAAGAUAAAAAGGUUCAGUGAUGUUGGAUUUUGGACUUGGGAUUUUUACAUAGGAAUGUGGAUUUAUGAAGUCAUCGGGAACGUGAAGAAGACAGUGUGAAUUGUUUUGCCAGAUGUGCAUCUCCAGCCACACUAUGACGUAACUAGCGUCAUCCCAGGACAAUGGAUGCACCGGAUGUUAUUAUGGACACAGGGCAGAGGACGGAUAUACAAAUCAUCCAGAGUGAGCAUCAAGAAGUAUCCGCAACCAGUCAGGAACGUUUAUUGAACAGUGAUUCUGUUUCAGUUUCGAGUAGUGGAUUAGCAUCAAGAAAUAGCUUAGCCAACAUGACACCGCAGGAUAAUCCACCCAAUCCUGUUAACAAGCAGAGGGCAAAGGAACGGAGUAAGGAGACCAACCAGGCUCUGUGCACGAACUUGGUGGAAUUCAACAGUUGUGAGACUUGUGGGCAGAAACUAAGUCCCGCUCUAAACCACCAUCAUUGUGGCUCUCGAGAGCCAAAGGACGAUGAUGGAGCCGAAAGGGAGAACACUGAUGGUGCUGCUACUGAACUAUCUGAUAGUGAGGUGGAGACAUUUACUGGGAAGAUCGUCUAUAACCCUGACGGUUCUGCGUUCAUUAUUGAAGGAGAGUCUGAGUUUAGUGACGAAGAAUGUAGCUUAGAUCUACCUCAGCAAGAAGGCAGCAUCGUUGAUUCGCGGGGUGUAUCCCCCCAGCAGUACAGGGGUUUUCCCCAAGUAGUGAAUGCCUUUCACAUUUCGAAGAAUCCUGCUCUUUAUAGUGCCCUGUACGACCAAGCUUACAGUUUCCUCCAAGAAAAGAAAAAUGUUCCUGAAGUACCUAUUAUGCACUGUUAUAGGGUGUUUACUGUGCGAGAGAAAAAUGAGACUAAUUGUAACGAUAAAAGUGAAAACUCUGGGCCUGAUAAAAAGCCGAGUAUCGUAAGCAAGAGAAAUAUUCCUUCUUUAGAAUAUUCUUCAGUUCCGGUUAAACCUAUUCUUAUGUGUUUUAUAUGUAAGCUGUCUUUUGCAUAUGCCAAAUCAUUUGUUGCUCAUGCUGUUGGUGAACAUAAUAUUGCCCUCGUUGAUGAAGAGCGACAAAUUUUGUCACAAAAGAAUAUCUCUGCCAUAAUUCAAGGAGUGGGAAAAGAAAAAGAACCGCUUUUGUCAUUCCUAGAACCUAUUCCUAGCAAGGCAGCUGAAGUCAAUGAAACGCCCCACUAUCAAGGAAGUUUCUAUGACCAAGCUGCUCACAGCUCAUACUCUAGUUCCUCGGCAGCAUCAAGUGCCGUCAGUUCUCUCCUAAGCAUUGUCAAUAGUGCUGUGUCUAGUGUGAUUUGCCAGUCUGUAAACAGUUCAGCAGUUACGACAUUAGUCCCUGCAAGCUUAAACCCAGUUGCGUCAGUCAGGGACAUCAAAGCAUCUGUGAUUGAUUCUAAUUCUACAACAAAACAAAAUAAUCAGGGAAAAUCUUCUGACUACCCAAAAACCAGUGAGGAGUCUUUAGCUCCAGAACUUGAGGACUUAGCAAAUAUAGAGAAAUUAGCAAAAGCAGCUGCUGCAGCCGCAGAAGCGAAGUCUUUUUCUGAACUAGAGAAUACUAGCUAUAAGGAUCUGAACGGGAAAAAAUUCCAGGAAGAAAAUGGUGAAGAACAGAACACAGAUAUUCACGAUUCUAAAAGUCCUGUUCUCUCUCAUCUAUCGAUGACGUCAGAUAGGCCAGCUAGCAGUAACAGUGGGGGUAGCAUAUCGCCUAGAGGAUGUGUUUCCCCAAAAGUUCCAACCUCACCAAAUCAGUUUUUAGCUACAAGCUAUUCUCCUGGAUAUGGAGUUGGCAACAUUAUGGAAAUCUGUUCCCAACACCCUGAUGGUAAGACGAACGGAGUAGAAUGUCCAAAAUGUGACCUUAUCCUCGGGUCUUCAAAAUCUUUGGGUGGUCAUAUGACCAUGAUGCACUCCAAAAACUCCUGUAAAACUCUUAAAUGUCCGAAGUGCAAUUGGCAUUAUAAAUAUCAAGAAACUUUGGAAAUUCACAUGAAAGAAAAACACCCUGAAAACGAAAUGAGCUGCAUCUACUGUAUUGCUAAUCAACCACACCCGAGGCUUACUCGUGGAGAGACGUACACUUGCGGAUACAAACCAUAUCGAUGUGAAGUGUGCAAUUAUUCUACCACUACGAAAGGAAACCUCAGUAUUCACAUGCAAUCCGAUAAGCACAUAAAUAAUGUUCAAGAGCUACAAAAUGGAAACAUUUCCACCAAACAUAUAAUCCAGUCCCAACCGCUACCUAACGCUCAUGUUCCAGAACCGCCCAAAAAAGGGCCUUCUCCAACUAAGCCAAAGGCAACGUGGCGUUGUGACGUAUGUAACUAUGAAACUAAUGUUUCCCGAAACUUGCGAAUUCACAUGACUAGUGAGAAACACACUCACAACAUAAUGGUGUUGCAACAAAACGUUAAGCACAUGCAACAGUUAACAGCUCUUCAGCAAGCUCAAGCUCUUGAUCCAAUGUUUCAGUUUCAUCCGGGAUUAUUACUUCCACCCGAUAACCAGUUGCAACCUGAAGCUGCCUUAGCAGACAUGUAUUACAACCACGCGCUCUUAAUGAUGGCAAACCAACAGCAGCAGCAGCAGCAGAGAGUAAUGGCGGCAGCAGCUGCUGCAUCCUCUGGUCCAGGUAAAAGUCCUACUGGACUGUCUUCUAUGACCCCCAUUGCCACUCCCACAGUAGAUAUGGAACACCCAGACCCUACUCUCGUACCAGACAUGCCUUAUGAUGAUGAUUCUAAGAUGUUCGAGUGUUGCAUCUGCAAUUUGUUCUCAGCCGACACCGUGGAAGGUUUAAAUCACCAUCUUCAGCAGGAUCGUACAAGAGAGAGGGAAGACGAGGUGCUGAUGGUUGUUUCUGGGAACUUCAUAUGUAAACUGUGUUCCUAUAAAACUAAUCUGAAAGCUAACUUCAUGUUACAUAGUAAAACUGAUAAACACCUUCUACGUCUCCAGCAUGUUAACCACAUCAAGGAAGGUGGGCCUAGAAAUGACUGGAAGCUCAAAUUCGUCAAUAUGAGUAACUCAGUGCAGAUUCGAUGUAACGCUUGUGACUAUUACACCAACAGUGUUCAUAAACUUCAAAUUCACACAAAUAACCCAAGGCACGAAGGCUGUGCUAGAUUGUUCCUGUAUCUCCAGCUUAGUAAGUCCAAUUUGAAAUCAGAAUCGUCAUUUUACCACUGUGUUUUAUGCAACUUUUCUACUAGCACUAAACAAAAGUUAAUUCAACACGUUAGCUCUCUAGAACACGUAAAACACGACAAUAUGAGACAGAUACAGAGAAGCAUGGAUGACCAUGGAAGGGAAGAUAACUUCAAAGACAUCUUUGUGGUGAAAGAAGUUUCAGAAAAUAAAUCUGGAACAGAUUCAGAAACAUCCCCGAAAUUAAAGGAACACAAAGAGCCUGAAGCCCAGAAGAGCAGAGAACGAUGGGAACAGUUUAGGAAAGAUGAGCAAAACGACGAAUCCGUACUUAAACAAGCUUUACUCGAUCAAGCCAAGAGCUCUAGUGCACCAGGAACAUCGGAAGACACCAACAACUCAAACCAGCAGGCUUAUACAUGUUCUUUCUGUGACUACACUAAUUCUAAUGAAGCCCGUGUCCAGAUGCACAUGUCAGCACAACAUUCUCAGAAAUUAACUCCCCUAGAUUGUCCUCUUUGUCAAGACAGCUUUGUAGAGUGGACAGAAUUGGAAAAGCAUGUAAUGGAUACUCAUAAUGUUAACAAGGAAGGCGUGAAAAGAAUUUUGGCCAUCGUGGACCAUUCAGCAUUUGAAGAUAAAACAGCAGCUCAGAAUGAAGAUUCCGUGGACUCGAAAGAUGACAACAGUGAAGAUGACAGCGAUAGCCAGGAAAAACUUUGCACAGAAGAAUCGGCAGCUGAAGAAUUGGCCUGUCCUAUAUGUUAUAAAAUGUUUGGUAAUGUUGAUGACCUAUUCCUGCAUCAGAACGAGAAAGGGCACAUUGAAAUGAAACAAACACCUCGAGGAUCUGGAUAUAUGUGCUGGUGGAAAGGUUGUAAACAGUUCUUUCCUUCUUCUCAAACUUUACAGAUUCAUUUUAAAGAAGUUCAUGCAAAAAUUCCUCAACUUGCUGUGUCUGAUCGUCACGUUUACAAGUAUCGUUGUAGUCAGUGUAGUUUGGCUUUCAGAACUUUGGAUAAAUUACAACUUCAUUCACAGUAUCAUGUCAUCCGAGCAGCAACUAAGUGUGUCCUGUGUGACCGCAGUUUCCGAUCUAUUCAAGCCCUGCAGAAACACGUUGAGACAUCCCACACUGAUAUGACUAACGAGGAGAAGGAGCAAUAUCAAGCCAGUCUGGCCAAUAAUCCUUUGUUAACAAACCAAGGAAGUGGACCAGGUGUGCUCGAUCCACAAACAACAGAACUCAUGAAGAAAGAUAAUAAUAGAGACACGGUAGAAUCCUCUGAGGAACCCAUGGACACGUUGAUCCCUCAAGAUCCCCCCGAUCAAAUAAAUAACCCUGAAAUGAACACUGACGAUGGAAACGAACAGGCCAUCAACCUAAUAGAUGACAGUACAAAGGAACAGUGUUUUGAAGAUUACAUUAACAGCCAGGCAGUGGCAGAAGAUAGUUACAAUGAUCCCUCUAGGAAAUACAAAUGUCAUCGAUGUAAAGUUGCUUUCACCCGCCAGAGUUAUCUCACAAGUCAUAACAAGACCCUGCUCCAUCGCAAGGGAGAGAAGAUGAGCUACCCCAUGGAGAAAUAUCUUGAUCCCAACCGGCCUUAUAAGUGUGAUGUUUGUAAAGAAUCCUUUACCCAGAAAAACAUUUUGCUUGUGCAUUAUAAUUCUGUUUCUCACUUGCACAAGUUGAAACAAAGUAUGAAAGAGAACAGCACUGGUGCAAAUACAACAGUUUCAACGGCAUCCAUGACAAGCACUACGAUCUCUACCAGUAAUUGCCCAAGUCCAAGCAAUAUAUUAAGUAAUGGCGAAUCAGAUAAAAAACCAUACAAGUGUAACAUUUGUAAGGUUGCUUAUAGUCAAGGAUCUACUUUAGAUAUACACGUAAGGUCUGUUUUACAUCAGACUAGAGCUUCAAAACUACACGAACUGGCAGUGGCUGGACAGAUAGACUUGAGCAUUCCACUUAUUGAAAAACCCGAAUCCACACAGGCCCAAGAUACGCAGCCAAAGUGUGUUAGGGACGUUUCAAGCAAGCUAAAGCCUGGAACAGAAACAAUUACAACAUCUACUGCAUAUUCAGUUUCUGCAUCUCAGCCUUCUACACUGAAUGAAUUAUUACAAGUUCCUCACUGCAUUGUACCAAUCUCUGGUACAGUCACUAAAUCUAGUGCCUCUUCACAACUACCAUUUCAAGUUCCUCCAGACCCUUCAUCAGUACAACAAGCUUUAAGCCUUGCAUCCCACCUAGCUCAAACACCUAUUCUUGCAACCUCUGAUAUUUCAUCACCGAGCACUUAUACUUGUCAGCGUUGUCACCAACCGUGCAUCUCUCAGGAAGCUUUACUUCAACAUCAGCAAUUUUGUUGCUUUUUCGGUCAGCCUCCCGCAUCAUUGUUUGGAGCAGGACCACCAGGCUUAUCUCCUUCUGCCCUAGCUGGCUUGUCUCAAUGCCAGCUACCAAUCCAGAUAGUUCACUCAGAUUUAGCUGGUAGCCAACAACAUCCAGAGAUGGGAUAUUCGAAAUCAGAACAUGCUUCGUCAUCGCCAUGUGAACCUAAUCCAGAAAGACAUUCUUUUUCAUCUCAUGUUAAUGAACAGACGACAUCUAUCCAGAUGAAUUCUCAGAUAUUGAAAUCAAAGUUUCCCUAUCCAAGAAGCAAGCCUUUUAUGUAUAAACACCUGUUGGAAAGCUACGGAUUCGACAUUGUUAUGCAGUUUAAUGAGUUUAACAAAAAGAAAGUCAAGAAAGAUUCAGAGAAUAAAGAUUCUGAAGGUGACAAAGAAACCAAUACUCAUAGAAAAAUUAACAACAAUGAAGCAGGAGAAGGGGAAGAAAAAUUAAAAGCAGUCACCAGUUUUUUACCAGAGAUAAACAAAUCUGUUUGUGAUUUAUGUCAGAGAGAGUUUUCGAGUAUUUGGGUUUUGAAAUCUCAUAAAGAGGAAUACCACAAACAAGUUGUACCUUUCAAUUUACUGGAGACUUUUGUAGAUGAAUAUAAAAAACAUUAUGAAAAAAAACAGUCACAGACAGAAGAUGGGGGUAGCACUUCAGAUGCUACACCAACUCCCACAUCAACACCAGAAAGCAAUGGCCAGGUCCAAAAAGAUCCUUGUUCAUCCAUGGGUCUUUAUGCCUUAGGAGCACCAACUUUACCGUCGCCUGUAACAUCCAUGGCUGGUCAACAAAAUGAUUCUUUUAGUGCUAAUCAUAUGGCAGCACAAUUCCAGUUUAAUCAGUUACUGAUGAGCAUGGGACUAGGAAUGGGAUUACCCGUAGGGAUGGGUAUGUCUCUUGCCACUAUGAACAUGCACCCUCCAAUGAUUCCAAUGAUGAUGCCACCUCCUGUUGAUCCCUUCAUGGCUUCUGCCUUUAAGCAUCCAAUGUUGGCAGGGUCCCUUGAACCAAAUUACUUUGCUUCUCAACAGAAGUUGCUUCAACAGCAACCACAACAACUGUCGCAGUCACAGCAACAGAAGCGAGCAAGAACGCGUAUUAGUGAUGACCAACUGAAAAUCUUGCGUACAUACUUUAACAUUAAUAAUUCUCCCACAGAAGAACAGCUCGUAGAAAUGUCAGAUAAGUCAGGAUUAACAGUAAAAGUGAUUAAACAUUGGUUUAGAAAUACUUUGUUCAAAGAAAGGCAACGCAAUAAAGACUCUCCUUACAACUUCAGCAAUCCCCCUUCUACAUAUUUAAACUUGGAAGAAUAUGAAAAAACGGGGGAAGCAAGAGUACUCUCUGUAAAUGAACCUAGCCACCAUACUGAAGUAAACAAUAAAAACUUUAAAGAAAUACCUCAAGAAAAUGAGCUGAUAAUACCACAGAAUAAUACUGCUGUUUUUGAUAAAGAAAUCAUAAAUUCUAAUGAACGACGAACACCAGAGAUGUCUGUGAAAGAUAAAAGUGCAUCAAGCCAGUGUGUGGGGAAGAGUAUGACAACAAUAGAUACAUAUCCUGCAUUAUCUUCAAGAGAUUCAGAAUUAAGUAGAGAACCAACGUUGUACAGCGAUGCAUGUAACUCUCAGAGUGAAAUGUUAAAACAAAAAGAUUCGAGUGAUGAUUCAGUAGAUUAUUCUUCGGGUUCCAUAAACUUUUCAGUCGCCACGACUAGUACUUCGUUUGGACAUGCAGGAGUUCCUAAAAGUGACACAACAAAACCUUCUCUAUCUCCUAAUUCCAUAUCAUCUCGAAGUUCUGGCUCAGGAAAACGUGCUAAUAGAACACGUUUUACUGAUUAUCAGGUUAAAAUUUUGCAAGAGUUUUUCGAAACAAACGCUUAUCCAAAGGAUGAUAAUUUGGAAUAUUUGUCAAAACUUUUACAUCUGAGUCCUCGUAUUAUUGUGGUAUGGUUCCAAAAUGCUAGACAGAAAGCUAGAAAAAUGUAUGAAAAUCAACCUCCAGUUACUACUGAAGAAGAAAACUCUGGACGUUUCCAGAGAACUUCAGGAUUAAAUUAUCAGUGUAAAAAGUGCUUGCAAGUAUUUCAGCGCUAUUAUGAACUAAUCAAGCAUCAGAAAAGUCUGUGCUUCAAGGAUGAAAAUCCAGUUGCAACACAGGUUAAAGCUUCUUCAGAUGGGACAGAGGCAAGAUCACGCCCAGUUCUGCCUGCAGUUAAUCAAGGAGUCAACCGUCCAACAGAUCAUAGUAAAACUGCCUGUCAAAAUGGAACAUACCAAUGUGAUAAGUGCAGUUUAGCGUUUCCACGUUUUGAAUUAUGGCGAGAACAUCAGAUUGUUCAUAUAAUGAACCCGAAUUUGUAUUCUAGUUAUUCACCCAACUCAUCCUUUGGAAUGCUUCAAUACGAAGCACAAGGAACAAUGAAACGUAAACUUUCUGAAGAUGAAGAAUCGAAGGAGUCAACUGACCAGCCAAGAGACAAAAGGUUAAGGACAACAAUUCUCCCGGAACAACUUGAUUUUUUAUACCAAAAGUAUCAGAUAGAAAGUAAUCCAAGUCGGAAAAUGCUUGAAUCAAUUUCCCGAGAAGUGGGGCUAAAGAAAAGAGUUGUUCAGGUUUGGUUUCAAAACACGCGAGCCCGAGAGAGAAAGGGGCAGUUUCGUGCUCAUCAGCAAGUCAUACAUAAACGGUGCCCAUUUUGUCGAGCUCUGUUCAAAGCUAGGUCUGCACUCGAAUCUCAUCUAGCUACUAGACACGCUGAUCAGUAUACUAAAGGAGAGAUAAACGUUGAUGCUUUUCCUGAUGGAGAUACCGAUUCAGAGGCUGGGAACAGCGCCGAAGAUGAAGCUAAAGGAAGUAUUUCAGGUUUUCCUAGCUUGCUCACAUCUUCUUCUCCAGUACCGGGAUAUUCUCCUUCAUCUGUGAAUUCAAUGAACAAAUGCACCGAUGAAGAACCAUCAAAGAAGCAUGAUAGCGACUUGACAUUCCCCGAUAUUAAUACAAAAGAAUCUUCUGGGCCUGCAGAUCUUAGUGUGAAGUUCCAGCAGUCUGGAACAUCAAAACUGAAGGAUGGGCCCCUUGAUCUGAGUAAACCAAUGAAAGUAAAUGUUCAAGCAGAUAAGUCAAUAGACCCGAUACCCACUAAUUUAAGUGACAAAAGUUUGGAAGACUCAUCUUUCCGAUUAUCUAUUAUUGACGACACACGUUCAGAGACUUAUUCAGAAUCUACCGACAGAGAGGGUGAAGACGUAUCGCACGAAAGCAGUCCAACGUCUCCAGCUACCCAGUCUCAAUCGCAAAAUACGCGUAACAUGACCAAUUCUGCAAAGAGAUUUAGAACCCAGAUGACUACAUUGCAGAUAAAAAUCAUGAAAUCUAUUUUUGUAGAUUAUAAGACACCAUCUAUGGCAGAAUGUGAACAAUUGGGUCGUGAAAUUGGUCUUGCCAAGAGAGUAGUCCAAGUUUGGUUCCAGAAUGCUCGAGCAAAAGAGAAAAAAUCUAAAAUAGCUUUUGCGAAAACUUUUGGUCAGGAAAUGGAGACGAAAACAACUGCAGAAGAAUGCAAAAUCUGUAAGUUCAAGUAUGAUCCAAAAUUUUCUACAUGUAUACAGGACCACUUGUUUUCCAAAAGACAUAUAGAAAACCUGAAGAUCCAAAUUGAGAGCCUCAAGAAUUUGACAGAUAGCCAAGAAACAUCUUCUCAUUCCGCUGAUUUCCCCACUGCUGGUGGAGGAAAUGCUUUAUCUCAGCUUAUGCAGCAAGAACGAAUGGAAAAUAAUGCGUCCAUAGUAGGAUCAUCUUCAUCUGCUAUUGCGGUAUCAGGCCAACAGAACCUAAUGCAACAACUACAGAUGUUGGAACUUCAGCAGAUGACUAGUCUUGGUAUUUCUGGGCUUGGUUUGCCUAAUAAUCAUGAGACAAAUUCAUCAAACACCAAGGAUAAGGUUAAUUCUUCGCUUAGCGAAAGAAGUUCUUGUAGAAAGGAAAAUUCAACAGGGUCUUCGACUCCAAUGGGACUUGCCAACACCUCUGUCAAACUAACAGGAGAUGCCACCAAAGACACCGUGGUGCCAGUGCCUUCUGCAAUUUCCACUCAUAGUAAUACAUCAGUGAAUCAAAAUAUGGAUUUUUCUGUUCCUCCCAAUGAUGGAUCUGGCUUAUUUCCUUAUAUGUACACCGGAGUACCAGGAUACUACCCAGGAAUGCACAGCAACAUCAUUCCUCCUAGCAUAUACAACACAGGAACUUCUACGGGAGGCCUCUUUUACGAUGCCAAUAUGUAUAGUACACCGUUGUCACUACUACAACUUCCACCUCCAGCGCUUCUAGAUGUUACUCAGAAGAUGACACAACCUGGAAACAGCAUCACUAGGUUCUCUCCAGAUGGCAAGACCACGGUUAACCUGAAAGGUACUAUUCAAGAGAUCGACUUCCAUCAAGUGGCUGAAGUGGAUGUUGACAUAGGUUUUGUGUGUAAGAAUUGUCAGAUGGUCUACCCUUCAGAAGCUCUUUGCCUUAAUCACCAGAGGGCGACGUGUUUCAGAACAACAAAAGGAGACAUUCGGGCCAUUUUGAAGCUUGUUCAACUUAAUUUCGAAUGCCGUGCGUGUUGCGAGCGGUUUACCAGUAUUUUAGAUUUUAAGUUUCAUUGUGACAUGGACCGCCACGUCAAACGGGUACAGAAACUUCAGCGAGAUGCUAGUUCGAGCUGUGACUUGGGAACUUCUAUGAGCAUACAGAUUUCUGCGGCUCAGAACAUCGCGUCGCCAAGCGGUCAUUUGAAUAACUAUAACACUUCACCGAUGAUGCCGUCUACUUCUAGCACUCCUGUUAUGGCAGGUUUCUCCGUCGCUGCGGCCACUAAUCACAUGCCCACCUGUUCCUUGACGUCAUCAGUUCCCCAGAGCAAAGGGAUAUCCACAUCACGAGGGUCACAGCUUCCACCCAACAACAGAAAUGGUCUGCCGGAAGUUGUUCCUUCUCUUCUCUUUCCGGGAGGCCAUUCUGACUUCAGACACGAGCUAGACUCUUCUCUCAGUUUCAGCAUGGGUCUGGAAGCGAUGGUCAUGCGAAACGGGAUGGACUCUUCAACGCUUGAUAUACCCGUUUCGGACCACACGUCUCCAACCUCGAAGCGAGGAAUUUGUUUCUCAGGUGACCCGACAUUAAGUCCAGAGGCCAAAAGGCUUUGAUUUCGUUGAAACAUAUUAGGCAAUAAUGUGUACAUCAAUUGUUCACUUUAAAAAUUAAGAUGGCCGUGAUUGCUUACCUACUUUUUUAAGACUGGGGUUUAACCUUAAAUAAUACAAAGUGGUCCUCAGAAUUAAAUCAUUUUUACCAUUGCGUUUCUGAAAUCGAAAAUUUUAAUAUUUCAAUUGAAUUUGAAAUUUGGAAUUCAUUUACCAAGAAAUUGACCAAUAUGGUCUGUUUUUAUUAUUUAUCAUUGGUAUGUAAUCAGUACAUGCUUUUAUUCGUAGAUUGGCCUCUGUCGUGUUUCCUACACACUCAGGUAUUUGCUUAGUUAACUACCAAGCAAGUCCAGUCAUGUAAAAAUGAUCAUUAUUGUGAUUUGUGUUGUUUGUAUAUUAAUCUGUGAGGUAAAGCAUUAGACGUAGAAUUCAUAUGUUUGUUCAGUGAAGUAUCAGCCACGGCGCCAUCAACAUGAAGAUUAUAAAAUAUUAUUAUGAUUUAAGUAUUCCUUAAAAAAAAAUGUUCACUUUCGCAGACCUAUUCCUCUGUACCAAAACAGGGAACUUGCUUUCUUUGGAGGGCUUUAACUGACCUUUCGUGGAUUGCCUUGUGUAAAUGAUAAUAUUGUAUCGUCAAGAACAGCCAAGAGGCUUUACAAAUCAGUAACUUGCAUUUUACAAAAAAAAAUAAAUAAAAUAAAUAAAAAAUAGGGGAAGAUUGGAUAAAAGUCACAAAAUCAAUCUACGAAAUCACAAUGUUCACUACAAGAUAAUGUUCCUGACCGACAUUCGCCCAAAAUCCUCAUCUCCUAGGGCGAACCCGGGCUAAAGAAAGUUCCUGUUUUUUUACACGUGAAACGACUUCGUAGAGGACAAAGAAACUUUUAGCAUUUUUUUCUUUCUCGUAUAGAUUGUAAUCACCUUUUGCACGACAUUCUGUCAGAAAAUUCAAUCACUUUAGAAAAUUGAUAGAGAUGUGUAAAGUACUUUUAAAUUCCUUUCUAGACAGAUGUUAAAUCUGUGUGAAAUUGUACAAAGUGAAUGUCCGUAGCACCCAUUAAAAAUGGAAGUAACAUUUAAUGGUGUUGUAGAAGUAUUUACGUAUUGCAUGCUUUUAUUUCUGCCGUGUGAUGAGUACAUUACUAGUUGGUCAGCUAACCUCUUCAAACUUUAAUGAAUUGAUGUAAUACUUUUAUUGUGGAUUAGAUGCAAAGAUUGAACGUAAGUAGUAAGCAACUUCCCUGAAGAAGCCAGAAUAGUCCUUUAAAAUGGCGGUAGGGAAAGAUGCUCACUGCCAAGUUGAAGUUUAAUGAGUCCUGAAAGGUUAGGACACCAUUAGAAGGCGCUAACUGAGUCAGCCUCUCAAGUAACUAGAAUUGAAAUAGAAUUUAGGAGUGUCUAGAUAUUACUUGUGGCUGUAAAUAUUGUAGUGAAGGUAAGUUGGCUUUUUAAAAUUAGUCUCCUGGUGGUAAUUGUGGAAACUACAUCCUACUUCAGCGCCUAACUGAAACAAGGAAUUAUCUUGUUGUAGAUGGAUGGAGUUAGAGAUUACGUCUAUACUUUGACAAUACUAUAUAUAUUUUUGGAAGUGUGGGUUUCGUGUAGAUGUAACAUUCAAACUCCAUGUAUUUGAUUUUAUAUGUGUGAAUAUUAUACACGUGUACUUAACACAAUAUACACAUACAUGUACACCUGCUUUAUUCGCCUUUACCAACAGUGGGCGUGACUCAGUUCCUAAACUUUUUUCAGAAUGACAUUGAGGUGUUUACAUGGACAGAAAGUUUCGCAUGAAAAAGAGUUGUUUAUGUAUUUAUAAUUUUGUUUGUUUGCAAUUAAUUUUGAAAAAGUUAUGUUACAUCUUUGGAAAUUUACUGUGAUUAUUGGGCAGAAACACAAGUUAUGUGGAUCGGCAAUAACAGAUCAAAGUGACCUGUGGACUCCCCCCAACUGUGUUAGAUAGGAAGUUAUUUAAACUGAAAAUUGGUAUAAACUGUUGCUGUAAAAUUUAAGAUAUUGGUAUGCUCUAUUAUCUUUUUUUUUCAAAGUAAUAGAAUUAUGUACUUGUCGAAGUGUAAAUAAAAAAUAUCAGUACAAAAUCAAAGCAGUAAAGUACAAAUACGUCAGAUCUUUUACUAUUAAAACGAUAACUGAAUUUUGUCACAUUUAACCGUUGUUUGAAGUAUUUUUCUCCAACUAUGAUAACAUUCCUUGUGUGGGAAACUGUUGGUCGAAGAGAGAGAGAGAGAGGGGGGGGGUGUUCUUCAGGUUAAUUUAAAGGUGGUGCUUGUUGCUUGGAUACAGAGACGUGGUAAUUCUUCUGUUCGAGUACAGUUUGUUUAGAACUUCUGUUAUCAAUCACUUGUGCUGUAGUUACAGUUGUUGGCUGAGAGAUACUUAGCACAAUGUUGUUACCGUUCAAUAAAAAAAGGCGCAUAGAUGGGAAAAUGUCACCAGAUGGCUGUCAGCUUGUAUCCCAGCAGACAAUGCUCAUUGUAGUGUAGGUUCUCCUCUAGUUUCUCGAGGAGGAAAGAUGGCUUCCUCGCAUUGACUCGCUUCAGGGCUCAUAGACGACAGCCAUUUUGAAAGUCAUUUUUAUUGUUCGUACUUUGUUAAGGACUUGUUUUGGCUCUUCAAAUGUACAGUACUUUUCUAUGGGAGGAAGAGACAAAGCAACUUGUUGGGGGACGCCUCUAGCUCAGGUGUCCUGUUCGUAUCUGUAUAAGCAGUGCUCAAAUGAUGUAAUACUCUACGUUAGUCAGUAUUGAUGUUGAUCUUGUUUAUGCUGCUUCAACUUUUUUUCUUACUUGUAAUUUCAAACGGAGAUUAGAGAUGGGUAAGGCUUAGAGAUAAAUCACCUACGUAAAUGUAUUAAGGUGGGGAAUAAAAGAUGGAUAUGGAUGAAAAAAAAUGAAGCACUGAAUUAUUUCGACAAUGAACAAGAAAAAAAAAAUAAAUAAAGGAAAACAGCAAAAAAAAAAAAUUACAUAACCUGGCUUUAAUUUAUAUGUCAAUGAGAGUUGGAAUAAUUGAGAAUAGAUCAACAUGUUUACCUCAAGAAAGAUUUCAACGCCCGCUUAGAAACAUCAAAGAAAACCUCAGCUAGAAAGUUACGUUUAAAAGCUGGGAAAAAAGGAUGUACUGAAGGACUGCCCGAUUCGUUCGUGAAAACACACGAGAUGGUUAGGUUUGGUGAUCAAAGUGCCCUAAGAGGUCUUAAUAGAGCAGAAAGAGGUUUGUUUUCCCAUCAGCUGGGGUCCUUGCAGUUUAGAGAUGUUUUCCUCUACCUCAAACUUAAUACGAAGUUCCUAUGAUAUGCAUGGGCCCAGUUGUUUAGUUUGGUUGUAGUAUCGGUUUUCUUAAAUACACCAACGUUGUGGUGGCGUAUUCACUAUAAUUCCCCACUUCUGUAGAUUGUACAUGGCUAGGUAUUGAACUGAAUGUAUAAAAUUCUCUUUAACCUGUGAGAUGUUUGUUUUGCUGUCGGUAUUAUCAGUGUUAAUCAACAGCUUGUAUCUUGCUGAGAAUUACUAAUCGUGAAAAAAAUGUCAAUGUUCCUAGGUUACGGGUGCAACCAACUACGAAAGCAUACAACUAGAUUUCUUAUUCGCUGUUUUACACACGUCGUCCUACUUCAAACUGUUCCUCACGAUGACGUUACCUGACGUCAUCACUAGCCUGGUAUAUAUACAUAUUUAUACAUAUAUAUAUAUAUAUAAAACUGUCCCUUGACGUGCUUUGAUGAGCAAGUUCCUCGGUAGGAAUUAAGACCCUCGAACCUAUUUUUGACAGAUUUCAUUAAAACAAUAAACAAAUACGGAACUCGUUUAUUUAACAGGGAAUUUGCAUCAAUAUUUAUAUCAAUAUUGUUACUCCACCUAUUAGGUUCAGAUUUUUAAGUCUAUUAAGGUUAAUCAUAAGAAAGCAAAAUCACCAAAUUUGAUUACGUUGCGUUUUAUUUUACUUGCUUUAGUAGUUGUAGAUAUUGUUUCAUAUAUACAUAACUGUUCAGGUCUAUUUUUGGUAUAUUGGUUAAAAGGUUUUACACACAUGGCUUAUGUA